Messenger RNA from Durusdinium trenchii, 771 nucleotides. The record is from the annotation of a GenBank genome assembly. NCBI's taxonomy places the organism in Eukaryota, Dinophyceae, Suessiales, Symbiodiniaceae.
AUGAUUUGGCUUCCGGAUCCUGCCAAGCGUGUUAAUCUCUUUCCAUCGUCUUUGAUCAGGACCCUUUUUUGCUGCACUGUCCUUCUUCAAGCCAAAGGAGAGCAGCCUUUGGCUCAGCUGUGGGCUGGUCGUGCGCCCACAGCCCAGGAGCUGGGGCGACGGACAGCUCAUGAACUGAAGGCACUCUUGCAGAGCAAAGGUCUUCACUGCGACGAGUGCGACAAGGCGCAGCUCGUCCAGCGUGUAUUGGAUACUUGGGACGACGAGGUUUUUGAGGCCUCCUCGCCAGAUGGAAAAAUACGUUUGACAAAGGACGUUUUCAUGAAAGAUUUGAAGAUGACCUACAAGAAGCACAUGAAACGAAGACCCGAAGAUGGUGGACACGAGCUGGCUGACGAGGAGGACGCUGACAGUGCAGACACCAUUGACAGCACCUUUCCCGAUUUCAGCAAGGAGUGGCGGGAAUUUAGCGUGAAGCUUGCAAAAGGAGACGUGCAAACUGAGAGCGACGGCCAGAUUGUGUAUGAGGUUGGUGGGCCGACACCAGCCCCAACUUUUUGGGAUAGGUGGAAGAUGCACUUGCUGAUGGGCAUGAACAUCAGCAUGCUGAUGUGCACCCAGUAUCUCAAAAGGUACAAGACACACGAGACCCAGGAACGAUCUGCUGGGGCGACGCGUGCCGAAGUAGAGGCUGAAGGGGAAGAAUUUGAAGAAUCCAAGAAGUCCGAUAAGCAAGUCAAGAAGAAGAAGGAUAGCAAGAAGAAAAGCUAG